This is a messenger RNA of Neoarius graeffei (lesser salmon catfish), 3345 nucleotides long. It is a transcript of the gene cab39l1, whose product is annotated as calcium binding protein 39, like 1. The transcript has 9 exons. Gene Ontology annotation, biological process: intracellular signal transduction. Gene Ontology annotation, molecular function: protein serine/threonine kinase activator activity. Bases 275 to 1306 code for a protein of 343 amino acids. NCBI's taxonomy places the organism in Eukaryota, Metazoa, Chordata, Actinopteri, Siluriformes, Ariidae. The record is from RefSeq and is a predicted model, not a curated record.
UGGUAGAGCUGCUCCUCGCUGGAGGGUUUUUAGUGAGCUCCAGAACAUCAGACGUUAGCAGUAAAUCGGACGGAGGUUUUUCCACCUUAGCAACAACAGACCACUUUGGGGGAGCGAAUAGCAUGUACAAACUUUUCUAAAGUCAGUUUUGUUUUGCUAUUUAUAGACAUCUUUGUUUCCGACCGAGCUACCUUGUCCUGGGUGAUUUUCAGAGUCGCCGUUUGAACAGUGAAACGUUUCUUGCUUCAUCCAAAAACAAGCACACCAUCUAAACAUGCCAUUCCCUUUCGGGAAGUCUCAGAAGAGUCCAGCAGAGAUUGUGAAGAAUCUCAAGGAGAAUGUGGCAUGCUUAGAGAGGCUGGAAACAUCUGACAACAAGAAAAGUGAAAAGGUUGCUGAGGAAGCGUCAAAGAACCUAGCAUUAUUGAAAGAGGUGUUGUGUGGUACUGGAGACAAGGAGCCUCAGACAGAAGCAGUGGCCCAACUGGCACAGGAGCUCUACAAUACCAACCUCUUCAUUGCCCUCAUAGCCAACCUGCAGAGGAUCGACUUUGAGGGAAAGAAAGAUGUGGUUCAUCUGUUCAGUAACAUAGUGCGGCGUCAGAUUGGCACCCGCACACCCACAGUCGAGUACAUUUCCUCCCACUCUCAGAUCCUCUUCAUGCUGCUGAAAGGCUAUGAAACUCCAGAAGUGGCUCUGAACUGCGGCAUGAUGUUGCGAGAGUGUCUCCGUCACGAGCCCUUGGCCCGUACUGUUCUGUUCUCUGAGGACUUCUAUUGCUUCUUCCGCUAUGUGGAACUCUCCACUUUCGACAUUGCCUCAGAUGCCUUUGCUUCAUUUAAGGAUCUUCUAACAAGACACAAAAUCAUGUGUGCAGAUUUCUUGGAGACAAAUUACGACAGAGUAUUUACAGAGUACGAAAAGCUUCUGCAUUCUGAUAACUACGUCACCAAACGACAGUCUCUGAAGCUUUUGGGAGAACUCUUGCUGGACAGACACAACUUUACAGUCAUGACCAAAUACAUUAGUCGAGCCGAGAACCUGAAACUGAUGAUGAACCUGUUGAGAGAUAACAGCCGCAACAUCCAAUUUGAAGCUUUUCAUGUCUUUAAGGUGUUUGUGGCAAAUCCAAAUAAGACACCACCUGUUUUGGACAUCCUGUUGAAGAACCAGUCCAAACUGGUGGAGUUCCUGAGCCAAUUCCAAACAGACCGCUCAGAGGACGAGCAGUUCUGCGAUGAAAAGAACUAUCUCAUCAAGCAGAUACGAGAUCUCAAGAGGCCCACACCACUGGAGGAAGCAUAAAGGACAAAAGAACAGGAUUGAACAGUUGGGAUGGUGACGUGUUUUAUGCAGUUGAGGAAAUAACAAAGUAUGACGAACAGGCCUCUCUCAGAUCCCAUUUCUUUGCAGCUGACCUCCAAGAAGCGUAAAAAAUAUUGUAGUCAAUAUGUGCAAACUCAGUUUUAUUUUGUUUUUUCCCCUUUGCCUAGGAAAAAGUGUGAAUUUGCUGUGCGAAAAGCAAGAGGGACCCAACACUCUUUUAACCCCCCACCCCGUACAUGAAACAUUUAUGUUGGAUUAUUUUGAGCCUUCUGAUUUUCUGGCAUCAGUCUCUCUGCAGCUCUUGACUGAACUGUUUAUCCAUGAUUAUAAAAGCAGCUUAAAUAAUUAGUUGAGCCCUUUCCAGGGCACUUAAAUUCCCCCCUCUUUUAAUGAAGCAGGAAUUGAAGUGCUUAAGGAGGAAAGUCAUUUCUACUACAUUUCAAGUCUUGGGUAGGCUCUUAAAGCUGUUUUUAGAGGUGCAUUAAAAGCAAAUGUUAACAUUUGAAGCAAAGAUGUAGAUCACAGAUAUCACGAAUUUACAAAGUAAGGCACACUUUUUAUGCCAGCCUUAUAAUUAAAUAAACUUCCCUUCUCUCCAAAAGAUAAUUGGAAAUGUUUUUAACAUUUCAAAGGGGAAUUUCCAGCAAAACUGGCUAGAAUGCAGAACUUGUAGGCGUUAUAGGUUUACCGUAUCAUUUCUGACCGCAUGCUCGUUGCUCAGUGGUUACAUUAUUUAAAAAGCAUUGAUUGGUUGAUGCUCUCAAAUAGUAUUUAUACUAUUAUUCUGAUUUAGUUUGGUCAGCAUAUUUAACUGGAUGUGAGGCUAAUUAAGAUGUGGGUUUUUUUGUUUGUUUUUUUAAAUGGCUAUUGUUAAAUUUAUUAGCUGUGAGACUAAUUCUGGGUAUGCAUAUUUCACUGAUGUACACAUGGAACAUUUUAACUUGCACUGUAAAAUUGUAAAAAUGAUUUACAGAUCCAUGUUUGAUGCUUCUUAGGUGCUGCGUUUUGAAUUUCAGCCUACGCACAUGAACUUAGUGACCAUUUAAAGCCUUUUACAGGUGCCACACACGUACUUAACACCAUUUUCAACCCAUCAUCUGUACUGUCAACCUUGAACGAGUCAAAACUGUGGUAAUGUGUUCUAUCUUAAGAUUGUAUUUUAGGUUCAAAUCUAUAUUGCACUUUUCAGUACAUCUUAUGGGAAGGUCUUUUUGAAUGGAAACACACAACCUGAUUCUACUGAAAGGCCUUUGUUGAAUUAGUUUAUCUUAAGUUCAGCUUUGUAUUCAGUGUACUGUUUUGCAUAAAUUCUUCUCUUAUAUACCUCAUAGGUUUUGAGUUCCUUAAGUGCUGUGUACUUAAGUGUCCUUUCCCCCCUUGACCAGUUUUAUGAUAAAUUACCAUGACCGUGAUGUCAGUUAUGCAUAAAAAUGUAAACUCUUAACACAUUUUGCCCUUCAGUUGCUGAAUAGGAUCUACAAGGGAAAACAUUAACUGUGAUAUGUGCUGGUACGGUACUCUUGAAUGUGAGCUGAUAUUUUUCUCAGUGUAUGUAGAUGUUUUAGUUUUUUGACUUUGUAGAGUAAAAAUCCCUUUUACUGUAGCAUGAUAGUGCCAAGGACAAGCAGAUGCGUACAGCAAGUAGAGUGCAGGGUUUAAUAAGAUCAACACAUGUAACUGACUGCCUUCGUCUUUUACAAAUGGUACAAAGUGGGACUGUGAACUUCCAUCAUACCAAGAUGUGUCUUUCUGUACUGAGUCAGCACAAGCUUAUUAGUUUAUCUUAAACUUUAAACCUAUAUAAUAGUCAAAUACAGGAACAGUGGGACAAAAAUGAAUUCAAUUGUUGGGCUAAAUAGUUUUAUAUAAAGAGUGGUGCAGUUUUGGACAGGAUACAAAUGCCACGCUUUGUCACCUGGUUUUCAUAACUGCUAUGUCUGUUGAUAAAAAUGACAAUAUCCAAUGCUUACUAAAUUGUGUGGGGUUUCUGGCUUCAGGAUUAAAUAAGUUUUACUCUA